AUGUCGGACCGGAUUGCGCAAAUCACGAACCACCUCAACUACCCCAAGGGUCUCCUCGCCGGACAAGUCGCCAUCGUCACCGGCAGCGGGCAGGGCAUCGGUGCCGAAACUGCGCGUCUCUUUGCCAACGAGGGCGCCAAGGUCGUCGUCACCGACAUUGAUGCCAAGAAGAGCGCCGCCGUCGCCGACGCCAUCAACAAGUCUGGCGGCCAGGCCAUCAGCGUCCCCGGCGACGUCCUCGACAAGACCUACCUCCAAGUCCUCGUCGACCGCGCCGCUGCCUUUGGAAACGGCAAGAUCCACAUCAUUGUCAACAAUGCCGGCUACACCUGGGACGGCGUCAUCCACAAAAUGACGGACCAGCAGUGGGAGACGAUUCUCGCCCUGCACGCCACCGCGCCUUUUAACCUAAUCCGCCUCGCCGCGCCCUACUUUCGCGUCAAGGACGGCGAGCCGCGCUGCAUCGUCAACAUUUCGUCCACGUCGGGCGUCCACGGCAACGCCGGACAGAUCAACUACGCGCUGGCCAAGGCUGGCGUCAUAGGCUUCACCAAGACGAUUGCGAAAGAAUGGGGGCCGCAGUUUGGCGUGCGCGCCAACGCCGUCGCGUUUGGGCAUAUUGCGACGCGGCUGACGGCGGCCAAGGAGGAGGGCGCGUUCGUUGAGGGCCCCGACGGAAAAAAGAUUGCGCUGGGCAUCCCGAAGGCGCAAAAGGGAACGGGGUCCGGCGCAGCGCCGGCAAAGAGCGACAUUCCGCUGGGAAGGCCGGGCACGGCGACAGAGGCGGCGGCGGCUAUCCUGGCGGUGGCCAGUCCCUUGUUUUCGUACGUCACUGGCCAGACCAUCAUGGUGACGGGCGGCCGCAACAUGUAA
Molecule: messenger RNA, 873 nt
Organism: Beauveria bassiana ARSEF 2860
Lineage: Eukaryota; Fungi; Ascomycota; Sordariomycetes; Hypocreales; Cordycipitaceae
Product: short chain dehydrogenase
Exons: 2
Coding region: 1-873 (290 amino acids)
Source: RefSeq, a predicted model, not a curated record